Messenger RNA from Tachysurus vachellii, 846 nucleotides. RefSeq names its product transmembrane protein 126A (gene tmem126a). The record is from RefSeq and is a predicted model, not a curated record. NCBI's taxonomy places the organism in Eukaryota, Metazoa, Chordata, Actinopteri, Siluriformes, Bagridae. Gene Ontology annotation, biological process: mitochondrial respiratory chain complex I assembly. The transcript is spliced from 5 exons. Gene Ontology annotation, cellular component: mitochondrion. The coding region runs from base 127 to 732 and encodes 201 amino acids.
GUUCAGUGUAACAUGUGGUUAGUUAUGGCGGCGCCCUAUGCGGUUUGAAGAAGUGGGAUGGGAUAAAAGGAACGUUGUUAUCACAAAUCAGUGUUGUAACUCACUAACUGCAAAGAAACAGGAAAAAUGUCUCUGAAAGACACAAGUGAAGGGCAGCAGAUGUCCAGAGCUAUGAUCAUGGAAAUGAUGUCCAGGAGAUUUGAAAAGUUACCAGACUUUGACAGGAAGCUGUACGCAUAUGGCCCGGUUUAUUUGGGUGCUAAUGCUGGACUUGCGGGUCUGAUCGCAAACAGUUUGUAUCGACGUGCGCUCAAUGUCACUCAAGGACGAUUUACAUCCAGUCUUCCCAUGUCUGUACUUCCUUUUCUUACAACUGUGGCAUUAUUUAAUGCAACUGUCAGCAAGCCCUUAUUAGCAGGUGACCUCAACUGCCCAACCUGCGUCCUGCUAAGGGGUGCCUUAGUAGGUGUAGUUGGUGGUGGAAUAUACCCUAUUUUGUUGGCAUUGCCAGUCAGCGCUGGGCUUGCAGCGAGGUACAGCAGUGCUCCAAUGCCAGAGAAGGGGAACGUAAUCCGCUUCUGGAGGACACUGAGCAAGCCUAUUGUGAGGAAAAUGUAUGCUGUCCUAUUACUACAGACACUGUUUGGUACAUAUUUAGGCUCCAAGAACCAUGAUAUCUAUGUGAAGAUGCUUAAACUCCCAGAAUCAGACAGAGAGGACUUGCAUGACUAAGCAGAUAUUUUACUUAAAAGAAAAUGUGCUUAUGUCUUGACUGUAUCUAAAAAACAUACCAUAAACUAUCCUGUUUGUUUUCUUUAUUUAAACUAAUAAAUCCUAAUGCACCAA